GAUACUUGUUAGGAUUUUAAAGUCCAGCUGCAGCUGCCUGGGUGUCACUGGGCUCUGAAGCAUCAUGGGGAGAAUGGUGGGGGGACUCACCGUCUUUGGGCUGCUGCUGGCUUCUGCCAUCGCACAACCAAACCAGAAUGACUGGGACAUCUACAGCUUUCACAUCAACUCAACUGUGAGCAACCGCUAUGCCACUACGGUCAUCACGAGCCGCGUGGCCAAUCGCAUGCAGGAGUCGAAGGAGAUCGAGUUUCACGUCGAGAUUCCCAAAGAUGCCUUCAUCAGUAAAUUCAGAAUGUAUAUAGAUGGACAACCAUAUGAUGGUGUAGUGAAAACUAAGGAAAAAGCUCAGCAGCAGUACACACAGGCUGUGUCUCAAGGUCAAAGUGCUGGAAUUGUCAGUUCUGUAGGCAGAACCCUGGAGGAGUUUAGGACGUCGGUCAAUGUCGCUGCUAACAAGAAGGUCACAUUUGAACUCACUUAUGAGGAACUCAUGAGACGCAAACAUGGCAAGUAUGAGCUGAAAAUCCACGCUCGACCCAUGCAGCCAGUCAGAGAUUUCAAGAUUGAUGUGUACAUGCAUGAAAAAGCAGGUAUCACUUUUGUCGACAUAAAAGGGGGACUGAGCACCAAGGAAUUGGCUAAUGCCAUUACUAAGACACAAGAAGACAAAGAGGCCUGGGUGCAUUUCUAUCCCACAGUGAAUCAACAGACGAACUGUGACGGCUGUGGAGAGCAAGGUCUGGAUGGAGAGUUAAUUAUUAGCUAUGAUGUCCAACGAGACAAUGGAUUUGGUGACAUCCAGAAAGCAGACGGCUACUUUGUGCAUCACUUUGCUCCGUCCAGUCUUCCCAGAAUACCAAAGAAUGUUGUCUUUGUUAUUGACCGGAGUGGCUCAAUGAGUGGCAGAAAAAUGAGACAGACUCGAAUUGCUAUGGUGAAGAUAUUGAGUGACCUUGAUGAGGAGGAUUUCUUUGGUUUGAUCACAUUUGACAGUGAAAUUCUUUACUGGAAAGAAGAGCUUGUUCAGGCAACCAGUGCUAAUGUGGAAACAGCCCAAGGUUUUGCCCGGAGUAUUCAGGACAGAGGAGCCACUGACAUUAAUGCAGCAUUGCUCGAAGGAGCCAGAAUGCUGACAAGAUAUACACGAGAAGGUUCAGCAUCGAUUCUGAUACUCCUAACAGAUGGAGACCCAACAACAGGUGUAACAAAUAGAGGAACAAUACAAGAAAAUGUGAGACGGGUCAUCGCGGGCCAGUUCCCACUUUACUGCCUCGGCUUUGGUUUCGAUGUCAGUUUCGAGUUCCUUCAAAAACUGUCGCUAAUGAACGGUGGUGUGGCAAGACGCAUUUAUGAAGACUCUGAUGCAGAUUUACAGUUGAAGGGAUUCUACGAAGAGGUUGCAAAUCCACUGCUGACAGAUGUUACAAUGAUCUAUGAAGGUGGCACCAACUUGACCCAAACUAAUUUCAGCCAGUACUACAACGGCUCUGAGAUUGUGGUGGCCGGUCAGAUUCUUGACAAUAACGUUGAAAACUUUAUUCCACAAGUCGUGGCCAUUUCAGUCAGGAGAAAGGUUACCUUUACAGAAGCAGACACCGGUCCGGACCCCAUUGAAAACACGACUGAUAGCGUUCUACAGAGAGUUUGGGCCUAUCUGACGGUUAAACAGCUGCUGGAAAAAGAGCUGCUGUUAUCUGGUAAUGAAAAAGAAAAGGUGAAGAACGAGGCUUUGGAGCUGUCACUGAAGUACAGCUUUGUGACCCCGCUGACAUCCAUGGUGGUCACUAAACCACAAGAAGGGGACACGGAAGUGCUUCACAAACCUGAAGAAGGGAAACCACACAGAAACCGCCAUCGAGGAGUAGGCUCCACAGCCAGGAAGCAGGGAACAUUAAUGGUUGGUUCGAGCCCAAUUUCUCGCACUGGAAUAGCACAGAUGGCGCCUCGGUCCUUCCACCCUGAAUUAAGCCAGUUAAAUCGUGGGCGGCAUUCUUCAAGAUUCCCAGCUUUGGAGGAUUCUUCAGCACACCACCAAUCCCAAGUACUACCAGGACCACCGGCACACCCAGGAGUAGCAGGACUCCCAGGAGUACCGUCAUCUUCAGGAAGCUGGUUCGUUCCUAUUUCCUUAGACGACUUUCAAGAGGAGAUUGAUCCCACUCUUCAACCGCCCCCUGUAUUAGAUGAAAUGGAUUACGAGGAGUUUUUAGAGGCUUCUUCAGAUAGCUCUCCCCCGGUGACAGUUAAACACAGAUUUUGGAUCAAAUCUGACGGCCCAUCCCGACCACUGUGCUUUGACAUACCUGGAACUGUCGUCCUUAAACUUUUUCAUCAUCCCAGCAGAGAGCUUUAUAUAAAUGGUGAACUGGAUUCAGUGAUGUACGGAGGCUUCAAAAAGAUUGUCAUCCGUGUUGGAAGUGACCAGCGCAUCGAGGUUGAUACUGAAUGGAUCACGGUCCAGAAGGGACAGACAGUGUCCUACUAUAGGGGACUGGAUCCAAUCAGAUCUGGAAGUGCAACCAUCAUCAGGACAGACAAGGAAAUAGACAUUGAAGUUGAGGACAUCCGCCUGGUCAUCUACAUUCAUCAGAAGGACAGAGAAGUUCUGCUCUGGCCAGUCUUCAGACAAAUUCCAUCUGAAAGUAACACGGACGGACUCUUAGUUUUGAAAGCUGCAGUCUACCAGAUAUCCCAGAGAGUCCCGCUCACCAAAGUAAAGAUCAACAAAUCUGAAGUCGAAGUAACGGACGCCCAUGCAAUCGACUACAGUCUUGGCUCUCAUAGGUCCAUGCCGUGUUUUCAUGGCUCAGCUGAUCAGAUUCUACCAAGACCUCUCAGCCAUUUUCUCGUGAACCAGCUUUAAAUGGGAAUUCUUUUCAAUCCUACCAAAAAUUAGCUGUUUAGAUGUGAAAAUUUACUAGACCUUUGAUGAACACAAACUAUGUCAAUGAUUCAUUUGACAAUAGAGCUCAUUAAAAAAAAAAAUCACAGAGUUGUGACUUAGGUUCACUUGGGUUAAUCAUCUAAAUUUGUAGAGAUUGUAGGUUCUUUGACAUUUCAGUUCUACUGCACAGUGACAUUAAACUACAUGGUUGAACAGAG
Molecule: messenger RNA, 3105 nt
Organism: Oryzias melastigma (Indian medaka)
Lineage: Eukaryota; Metazoa; Chordata; Actinopteri; Beloniformes; Adrianichthyidae
Gene: itih3b.2
Product: inter-alpha-trypsin inhibitor heavy chain 3b, tandem duplicate 2
Exons: 25
Coding region: 65-2866 (933 amino acids)
Source: RefSeq, a predicted model, not a curated record